AGGACCAGGAAGGUGUACAGUUAUAUUUGGGGCUUACUCCUGAAGGGAUAGCUAUAAUACGAGAAGCUAAGAAAGUGUCUGGUUUUCCUUGGUGAGUUUUAGCAGCAUUCAUUUUAGCUGGCCUUAAAAUAUCUUCUAUAGGACCGUCUGACAAAAUGUCCAAUGACUUUUGAGUUUGGCCUUUGGCCUUUGGGACGGACAUAUAUUUUUGUGCGUGCGGCCGCGUAUGCAUAAGUCUAUCGGGGACUGGUACGGGUAAUUAGCAUUCUCGUACCCAGAGCCCUUCUUACGCGCGGUGCGACGAGGGGCUCUGGCCAAAUCCAUAUCCGAACUGGCAUCUGAUUGGCUAGUUCUAACACCGGAUAUUGUUUUCUUACCAUGUUUUAUGGUAUCCGGUUAUGGAUUUGGCCAGAGCCCCUCGUCGCACCGCGCGUAAGAAGGGCUCUGGGUACGAGAAUGGGGUAAUUAGCUAUGUGGGCACAAAGGCACGGGUGCUCAGCAAUAUAUUUCAAAUCUGUUGGUGUAUUUGAUGCCACGGUUAACAUAACAUCCAAUAUGCUUUCAGGGGGGACGUGUUAAAAGUUUCCUACGACAGUAGAGUUUUCUAUGUCCAAAUUCAAAAGGAAGAGGUUAGUUCGUGGUAUUUCGUGUAAACUUACUUCAAUUUUAAAGUCGGAAGAGGUGUGUUACUUACUUCAAAUAUUUUAUGUUUGGAAAAUGUUUCAGCGCAAAGCAAACUACGGAUUCCGGCUUCCAGACCACGGUGCUUGCAAACACUUAUGGAAAUGUGCUAUAGAACAUCAUACGUUUUACAGGUACAAAAACCGUAUACUUAUUGCUUGUUAUUAAGAACGUUGGCUGUAAUCAGUCUUUUUAUUGCUGUUAAUUCUAGGUUACUUGUAUUCCAUUCUGUGCUUACAUUAUCAGAACAGUGUAACUAGACAUGUGAGUUAUCCCACCAAAUUCACUCACAAUCUCACAUAUAUAAUCUAAAUGCUUGGUUACCUUUGUUCCAUUCUAUGCUUGCAUUAUCAGAACAGUGGUAACUAGACAUGUGAGUUAUCCCACCCAACCUUUGUUCCAUUCUAUAUGUUUACAUUAUCAGAACAACGGUAUAACUAUGCAUGCGAGCGUUAACUGAAUAAGACUGCAUCUUGUUGUCUUGGGUUUUUUUUCUAGUAACGAGAUUAAACCAGGAAAGGUACGACGUUCGUCUAGCCUGUCACCACAAAGAUUCUUCAAACGACAUUCGAAAUAUCAAUAUAGGUACGUCAACGUUCCAUCAUACAGACCAGCUGGUCAACUAAUUCUAAUGACGUUCAUUACUCGCAUCUGUUGAAGAAUGGUUAUAAGGAUAAUAAGUUAUAUACACAGAGUAUGAUUGCAUGUCCAAUUCACCCGAGCCAGAUGCUCAUGAUAAACGGAAGAAGUUAUUUCACUCACCUCAGAAUGACAUUUCGUCAAAACUUUUUUCUUCAAGAUUGGUUUAGAAACAAACUUGGAGUAGGGUUAGGUUAGGGUUAGAGUUGGUGUUUGGAAUAGGGUUAGUGUUAGUAAAACCGUUGCUUUGUUGCGUUUUGUCACUCUGAGGCCAGCGAAAUAACCUCUUAUAAUAACCAUGAUAAACGUGCUCCCGAAAUAAGGUCAAAUAUCGAUGAACUUGUGGUUAGAGCUUGACAACUGAACUCUGUAGUUCAGUUGGUUAAAGCGCUGCACCAGAAUCGUAGGGCCGCGCAGGUUUGAUGCCUGCUAGUUGCAUUUUUCAAAACUGCUUCUGGUUAGACAUAGGCGUACGGGACGGGGGGCACGGGGGCAGCUACUAAACAGAUUCAGGAGAAUCGAAAAGUCGGGCAAAUGUUCAACAAAAGUCGGGCAAAAGUCGGGCAAAAAGUAGUCAAAACAAGAAAAUCUCGCUUAAUAAUAACACCAGUUUGUUGGGCAAACAAAGCCAGUUGGGCAAUAUUCGCUUCUCAGUCGGGCAAUAUUUGGUUAUUAUAAAAAUAAAUGGGACAAUUCUGUCAAUUUUGUGGGAAAUUAUGUCAAUUUUUGGGAAAAUUUGUUUGAUGUUCCGACAAAUUUAAUAUGUCCGAAAAAUUUUUUGACCCCUAAAAUGGUACACUGACCGAAAUUUUUUUGGCGAAAUUCCUUUGACCGAAAUUCAUUCUUUCCUUCCCGUACGCCUAUGUGGUUAGAUCUAAUAAAUGUAUGACAAGCAACGCAGGAUGUUACCGCGGCGACGCGUUCUCGCACAGAGCACGUUUUAUUACAUUACUGUUAUGUUCUGUAGUGGCCGAACUCAAGACCAAGUCAUUAAAGACAGUUUGAGUAUACAACGUCCUAACCCUGAGAUAAAAAGGUAAUAUUAAUGAGAUAAUAGCUGUAUCUGUAUUCCCAAGAGGUCCAGUAAAGACGAAGCUUAGAUGUUCCCUUGUCCCCUAUCAUUCCUUUGGCUUUGUUCCCAUUUUCCCAUGACAAAAUACGCCUUGUUCCCCAGAAACCCCUGGGAGACCCUCGCCUCUGUCCCUAUCAAACAUAGUUCCGUAAUAAUUAUCUACCUCAACGAAAUACAUCUUUACACUACUUUCAGAACGCCAAGUAUUCGAAUUUCAACUAGACAAGACGUGUCAAAGAAGUCCUCUGAGACCGCGAACAACAACCGAAAUACAGCGGACACUCCCUCAGGCGACGGCUCAACCAGCACAUUCUCGGGCUCAGACCCCCUGAAGGAAUUCGAAACCGAACAUAUCCCGGAAGUGCCGCCCGAUGACCACAACCAUUCGCAAAUCGACCUUGUGGAUUCGAAGUGGACUGGGAACGAGAACGGACCAGUGACGGAAGUCGGGGCGGUGAGCGACAGUGAGACGCCUGAGAACGAGGGCAACGUGGCCCUGUCGGUUCUAUUUAUAUUGUUAUUAGUAGCCUUAAUCAUAAUCCCCGUAGCAGUCGUAGUGCAGAGCAACAAAGAGGCCAUAAAAUCAUCAUCAGCUUACCAAAGUUUCGCCGCGUGGUUUCAAUCAGUUACUGGAGUCAACAUUCUCUGAUGUCAGCGGACUUAUCACAUGAAGCAUGCUCAUUCGAUCAACGCAUCAAUGCUUGCAAACAUCAACUUUGAACUAACAGCUGUUCAAGGGCUAUAUUUAAUGUGUGUGUGCUGUUAUUUCGUACUGACGAAACCUGUAAUUAGUUGCAUAUAUUUUAUUUUUGCUCCAUGUAACAAGUAUACUUAAAUUAAGACUAUUUUAAAUUCUUAUCAUAGCUCGAAUUAAUUAAACUCAGAUAUUUAUGGCCCGUUUUUAUCCGAUCAUCCAAGUAUAUAAUUCAAAUCAUAGUCAAUAGAAUAAGAAGGUUAGAAAACUCGAUUCAGACAUGAUAUAGACCUCAUUAUCUCUGUUUUUGUCUUUGUUCAUGCAAGAAAUGGUCGGUUCAUCGUCACAUGUGUAUUGUAUUUUUGCUAAAGUGACCAAUAGCCAUGUUUUCAUUCAAAGUGCCUAUAUCAUGGUUUUGGAGUUUGCAUAUCUCGAAAGUUUAGGGUAUUUUAAGAAACUUUGCAAAACAGUUUGUUAUUCAAAUUUCAUCUUGAUGGAUUUAUUAGCUCUUAAAGUUACCGGACAUGACGUCAAAAGGAGAAUUGCAAAUCAGUUUUCCUUUGUAUCAUUGCAACAAAAUUCUCCUUUUGACGUCAUGUCCGGUAACUUUAAGAGCUAAUAAAUCCAUCAAGAUGAAAUUUUUCAAAUAUAUUGCAAAGUGUCUUAAAAUACCCUAAACUUUCGAGAUAUGCAAACUCCAAAACCAUGAUAUAGGCACUUUAACCAUUGUGUAAUAUCACGACUGAGUAAGUAAACCAACAUACUGUUAUUGGUUAGCUGGGCGAAAAAACAAUACACACUUGACGAUGUACCGAUUAUUUUUCGCAUAAACCAAAAUAAAAAAAAAACAUUGAUAAUGCGGUCUAUUAUGUUUGCGUCAAGUUUCCUAACCUUAUAGUCUAUUCAUAGCCUAUCGAAGGGAAGAUGGCUGUGAAACUCAUUAGAAUAACAAUAUAACUCAUCUAUAUUGGUCAACGUUUAUUCAUAAAUCUGGUCCUUCACCUUCACGUGCGUAUUGUAUUCUUGCCCAACUAACCAAUAGCAAUAUUUUAGGAAAGUCACCUAUCCGUGACUCGAACAAUAGGGAAACUGGAAAUUACUAUUGGUAGAUUUGGUAAAAAUACAAUACACACGUGACGGUGAAACAACCAGGUUUGUGAAUAAACGUUGACUAACAUAGAUAAUGAGUUAUAUUGUUAUUCUAAUGAGUUUCACAGCCAUCUUCCCUUCGAUAGGCUAUGGUCUAUUGACUAUGUUUAAAUGCUUGGUUACCUUUGCUCUACUUGUAGCCUAUCGAAGGGGGAAGACGGCUGUGAAACUCAUUAGUAUAACAAUAUAACUCAUUAUCUAUGUUAGUCAACAUUUAUUCAUAAAUCUGGUCCUUCACCGUCACGUGCGUAUUGUAUUUUAGUUGCCAAAUCCACCAAUAGCAAUUUCCAAUUUAUCAUUGUUCGAGUCACGGAUAGGUAACUUUCCUCAAACAUUGCUAUUGGUUAGUUGGGCAAAAAUACAAUACGCACGUGACGGUGAAGGACCAGAUUUAUGAAUAAACGUUGACUGGCAUAGAUAAUGAGUUGUAUUGUUAUUCUAAUGAGUUUCACAGCUGUCUUCCCUUCGAUUAGCCUGCCUUCGAUUAGCCUGUCUGAUCAUCGUUGGCUUAUGGAUGAUGUCAACGUACUUAUUACCAACUUACUGGCAGUUCCCCCCUAACAUCGGCUCCUAUUAUAUUUAUAAUGGCGUAUAUCGGUUCUCAGUUGUUCCAACAAGCCUAUCAAAGCUGAAUAACGCUAACCCUGCGUUAAAAUUUGACCUAAUUACAUUUGCAC
This is a messenger RNA of Paramuricea clavata, 4912 nucleotides long. The record is from the annotation of a GenBank genome assembly. Lineage: Eukaryota; Metazoa; Cnidaria; Anthozoa; Malacalcyonacea; Plexauridae.